Zea mays is the source of this 1393-nucleotide messenger RNA. RefSeq lists its product as uncharacterized. The record is from RefSeq and is marked predicted. Lineage: Eukaryota; Viridiplantae; Streptophyta; Magnoliopsida; Poales; Poaceae.
GCGCUCAGUUGCUUGCUUCCCUCCACCAGCAAGCUCCGCAAGUCUUCUCUUCUCUGAUCAACUUGGUUCUCUACUCUUGGCUGCUUGUUGCCCACCCCGCUGUCAGGUCAGUUUGCUCCGCUCGGAAUGGCCUCCCCGUCGACGGAAGCCCCGCUGCCUCACCCGACCAUCCGGGACGUCAUGGGCCACGACGACGACGACGACUACUACGGCGACCACACCAUCGCAGAGGAGGAAGAAGGGGACGAGGAGGAAGAGGAGUGGGACAUGAGCAAGCGCAUGUCGCGCCUGUCCUUGGAGGGUUCCGACGGCGGCGACGCCGACGACGAGGCCGGGGUUGACGAGGAAGAGGACGACGAGUUCGAGGUGCCGGAACGGUCGGACGUCAACGCUGCCACCGCGUACCGCGCGUGGCCUCCGUACGAGGAUCCGCAGCAGGCCCCGUCAUCGGCGUCGCUCCCGGGCACGCCGGACCGCGGCGCGCAGGCGGCGGGGUGGCCCGGGGCGAGCGCCAAGGAGUACGCGAGCGAGACGGAGGCGCGGUGGCCGCCCGGCGCCGACGGGCGCGGCGGGAGGCGGCAGCGGCAGCACCAGCGCCGGUGGCAGCGGAUGGGGCGCGAGGCGUGGCUGGAGCGCGCGUGGCGCAUGCGGAAGCAGCGGCGGCAGCUGCAGGAGGAGGUGGUGCCCGUGGUGGUCCUCGGCGGCGGCGGCGACUCCCCGGCGAGCCGCGGCGGCGUGGCGAUGGACAUGGAGGAGGUCCGCGCGUGCCGCGACCUGGGCCUGGACCUCCCCUGCGACUGGACCGUGGAGAUCCCCUCCUACUACGCGCUCUCCGGCGUCGACACCGCCAGCAGCGGCGGCAACUCGCCGGCCUCCGCCGGCAGCUGGCGCAUCUCCAGCCCCGGGGACGAUCCCAAGGAUGUGAAGGCGCGGCUCAAGGUGUGGGCGCAGGUGGUGGCGCUCGCGUCCGCCUCUCGUCUCGGUUCUUGAGGCACCAAGAGCAAGCAACCAGCCCGCGGCGGCCGGCGGCGAUCAGCACGGGGGUGGAAAAUAAACUCACCAUGCGUACUACACAUCCGCAGUAACUUAGCCUUCGCUUCUCAUCAUCAUGUGGCUAGAAGAAAAAAGAACAAAAAAAAAGAGUGUCGUCUGUUGCCUUUGCUUCUGCCACAGCGUUUUUUUUUGUGUUCCACUGUAGAAAAUGCGUCGUAUCGUACGUGUGUUCGUGUGGUCAUGCAUAGCUAGGACUAGGACCUGUAGGAUCAGGUUUUCUUUCAAAAAAAAUGGAAAAGCAAAAUCAAACCGUAAACCAGCUGGAUUAGCAUGCAUAUGGUUGGUUUGUGACUUGUACAACAACAACAACAAAAAAAAAACAGAGAUUGUUGAGAGAGCU